GCUGCUGCUGCUGUUGAUAAUGACAGUCCCAGUGGCCGUGGUGUAUCCCGUGGGGCUGUGGAGGUGUCGUGCGGGGCCGGCGGUGCGCUGCGUGUACGCCCCGCUGCUGAGAGCGAGUGGCUCACAUGCGGUGCGGGCAGCCGUGUGUCUGCAUGUGGGAAGUACGCAGACCUCUGCCGCCAGCGUACCGCAAGAAGAGCAACAAGAAGAAAAACCAUUGUUACCACUACUACUAAUACUGGACAGCCAAAGGCGGUGAUGGCGGCUGAUGGUGGUCCUGAUGUUCCGGAGUGGAAUGAUUUUCUUGGAUCAGCAAUCUAUGAUUAUGAUUGUUUUAAUCAAUCAAAAAAUACUUCAGUUAAUGGAAUGAACUGUACUCAUUGGAAAACUCAUGGGAAGAUUGAUGGAAGACAGGAACGUUCCAGUGGAUCAGACUUAGACAGGCAAGCACCGCUACAGGAAGAAGAAUUGCUAGAACAGAAGGAGGCACGAGAUGAUUUGAAGAAUGAUGCGCAACAGAAUGAUCAAUCGCAAGUGGCUAACGCGGGUAAAGGAAGUCAUCGAGAACAAUCAUCUACGAAUCUUGAAAACCCAGAAAAGGCUGCCAAAACUGCACCCCAAUCUGUUGAAAAUGCCGUGGAUGGAACAGUGUUGCAGAAUACAUCAGUACUUCUUUCUACUACCGAGAGUGCACCUGAAGAGGGCAGCACAACUUCGACAGCAUCCACUAACGAGAAUACAGGUACCAGUGCGACUGCUGCAGACAUGGAUGUAAGUCCGAAAACGGAAAUUGAAGAGACCACUUCCACCACUCCGCCAAGCACUGAGAACACUACCACACAAGCACCAACCACCACUCCAUCUCCUUUACCCAAGCCAGAGAUCACCAACAACAUCACUUCCACUGUAAAGAACAAGGCCAGUGUUGACAGCAGUGUCAAUCCUGUGUGGAUGCGCACUGCAGCACCGCUGCUGAUUGUGGGUGUGUUGUUCUUCUUUACUGUGUGCUGA
Molecule: messenger RNA, 1011 nt
Organism: Trypanosoma theileri
Lineage: Eukaryota; Euglenozoa; Kinetoplastea; Trypanosomatida; Trypanosomatidae
Exons: 1
Source: RefSeq, a predicted model, not a curated record